This is a messenger RNA of Microbotryum saponariae, 1922 nucleotides long. The record is from the annotation of a GenBank genome assembly. NCBI's taxonomy places the organism in Eukaryota, Fungi, Basidiomycota, Microbotryomycetes, Microbotryales, Microbotryaceae.
AUGUCGACUCCGGCCGCAAACUUGGGAGACUUCCUUCGAGUAUUGAUGGCAGUGCAGGCUGUGCUCCUGACAGUGCGGCUCUUGCCCAAGAAUAAACCGGGGGCCAAUCUGAAAUCACUGGGGGCAUACCGACCGAUCACAUUGCGCGAGACGACCUACAAGGUCCUCAGCAAGGUCUUGGUGGCGCGACUCAAUGGGGUGCUCGGCGAGCUUUUGCCGCCGGCGCAACACAGUUUCAUGCCAUCAAGACGUUCAGCGGACGCGGGAAGUCAUCUCACUCUCCUUCUCGAAAAACUCAAGUCGCUAGGCACUGAUGUUUUCCCCGAGGGCGCCCUCUUGUCUUUGGAUCAGCAGAGCGCGUACGAUCGGGUCGAUCACGCCUGGAUCUUCGAGGUCUUUGAGGCCUUUGGGUUCGGUGAGCGUUUCAUCUUGCUGCUGCGCGCUCUCUACGAUCCCGAGACUCUGGGGGUGCGCUACCUUGUCAAUGGGUUCCCCACGGUGACUCGAAACUGUUUUGGACCCAUGUUCUUGACAGGAUCAAGGCCAAGGCCCGCGCCGCUCAAGACCGGACACUUUCGCCGAGUGGGAAGGUUUUCUAUGCCAACGCUCACAUCAUCUCGGCGGUCCUCCACGUGCUGUCCUUCGACAUACCGCCUCAAUGGUUCAUUAAGGCGGCGGAGACGGCACUUACGGACUUUGUCUGGGGAGGAGCAGGGCGAAAUACCGUCGCUCGCGAUUCCGUGUUCCAGGCUCGGGAGGACGGUGGCUUGGGUUUGAUUUCGAUUGGCGACAUCGUUCAUUCGGUGGCGCUUCGAUUUUGGGAUGCUGUGGCGGGCUCGGACGAGGCGAUCUGGGCGCCCCUAGCUCGCGAGAGCUGGAGGUGCCUCGUCGCUGCGACCCGCGAUUUCAGUCCGUGGGGGUUCUUCAGCAGCACGGCUCGGGUCGAGAAGCUGUAUCGCGACUCGACGCGCUGGGGGGCAGUCGUUGCAGCGGCCAGGGUCACAGUUCCAACCAUCAAGUCCGAACUCCUUACGCUUCCCGAAUUGCUCUCGCUUCCGCCUCGCCUCCCUUCACUCUAUGCUGAAGGUGCCCAGCACGCAUAUGACGAUGCGGACGCGGUGGCGAAGUUUGCGCAGAUCGCGGACCUGUACUGGAGGGACGAAGGGAAGGGAUGGGCUCUGGUUGGUCAUCGACGCGGGUUCUGGCAGCACUCUAAGGAACCCGCCCUACAGCACGAGCACGUGUGGUCGCGCGUGGGUCAGUUGCUCAAGGCGAAAGCGUUGCUGCCCAAGACCGCGUUGCGACCUGCUCGGAUACCUCUCAAGGAGGCUCCCCGUCCUCGGUGCUUCAACUUCUUUGGGCUCUCCCGACCUUUUACGAUUCGCAAGCUUCGUCGGCUUGUGAACAAGGUGCGGUUCCCAGGGAGGGAGGACCGUGUCAAGCGUUUCCCUGAUGGGACUUCUCAGAGCGAUAGGAAGCGCUUCUGGAGAUGGCUUCAUGACCGGUUCGCGUCUGCUGUCGAGCAGGACACCCACUGGCGGCUCAUGUACGACGUGACGCCGACGCGCAAGAGGCAGCAUACUCAGGGUCACGCCUCUUCGCCGACGUGUCUGUUCUGCGGCAACGAUGCAGCGGUCAUCGAGACGGUGUCCCACUACUUUUUCGAGUGCGCGUACUCGACCAGCUUCUGGGGUGGGGUGCUACGCAUUCUGCUUGACAAGCUCGGCAUCGAGGAUACCGACAUCGAUCCGUUGACGUUCACUCCGGAGCAGCUGACUAUGGGGCUCCCCCUUUUGCGGGGUCGUGGGAGAACGACCUUGAAAUGGAUGUGGGUUCGGCUGGCCUGCGCGAUCGGCUUCCAGCGGCUGCACCUGCUCCGCUGGCGCGUUCAUCAGCGGUUCGAGCUGGACAACGUCGUGUGA